GCCUUGCCGCUUCGUCAGCGCAGCGUGCCGCCGAGGAGGCGGCUGAGGCAGCAGCUGCCACGGCUGAGGCCUCCAAGGCGCUCCUGGCGGAGCACACGGAGCGGCAGGGCAGCCUAGUGAGGGACUUCGAGGCUUGGAGUCUACAAGCCCAGGAGCAGGCAGCAGCCAAAGUCCUGGGUGCUCAUGAGGCUGCGAUUAGCGAUAUGUUGAGGACAAUGGACCGCCACAGGUUGCAGACGAAGGAAGACACCCUGAGAACGCGUGAGGAGUUGAUGGUUGUCAUGAAGACCAACAGCAAAGUGGUGGAUGGCAAGAUGGCAGAGAUCAGGGGCCGCAUACAGCUUUUGGCCGCUGAAGCUGGACGCUCCCUGGGAGAUCUGAACCUGGAUGUGGAGCGCUUGCGCCGGGGAGAUUCCAGCCUAUUCCAGGAGAGCACGCUGGAGAGCCCCUCGUACAGCUCUCUCCCGGGACUACGGGAACUGCGCCACGCGGUCACCGAUGAGGCAAAGAGGAGGGAGUUGGAGCCGCAGAGGAUCUCCGAGAGGCUCAAGGAGUAUUCGGAGGACAGCACUAUUCCAGGGCCCAGCCGCCUCUCCCAAUUCCAGGAGGAGAGCCAAGGCAGCAAAGCGUCGCCUUUCACUGUCUUGGAUGGCCUACGAGGCUGCGAGGCAGCCAUCUCGGCCAUGGACCGGCGAGUGACGAAGUUGGAAGACUGCGUUGAGGACCGUCUCUACGACAUGGUGCGGCUGGAUGUGGGUAAGCAUGCAGCGAUGCAGCAGGGCCACUUGCAAGAGAUGGGCCAAAAGAUGGACAAGCUGGUGCAUACUUUGCACACGCCGUCGGGACAUGAGAAUGCAACUACCGCCCAGCUCGCAGGCGGGCCCUUGGGCAGUCGAGAAAGUUGGCGGCAGCAGUUUCGCUCCGCCCUCAAUGAUUCCAUGUAUGUUCAGCGUGCGCUGAAAACCAAUCGUCGCACGGCUGGUGACGUGGAAGCUCAGGGGUAG
Molecule: messenger RNA, 1004 nt
Organism: Symbiodinium pilosum
Lineage: Eukaryota; Dinophyceae; Suessiales; Symbiodiniaceae
Source: the annotation of a GenBank genome assembly